Molecule: messenger RNA, 2713 nt
Organism: Gambusia affinis (western mosquitofish)
Lineage: Eukaryota; Metazoa; Chordata; Actinopteri; Cyprinodontiformes; Poeciliidae
Product: embryonic polyadenylate-binding protein-like
Exons: 16
Coding region: 670-2529 (619 amino acids)
Cellular component (GO): ribonucleoprotein complex
Molecular function (GO): RNA binding
Source: RefSeq, a predicted model, not a curated record
AAGGUGUAUUUAUUUGUAGAACUUUGCCAGUUUCUUUCAGUGUGUGAUGCGCACGCACUGAAAAAUUUAGCUAACGACUGUUUUAGCUUAAUGUGUUUUCUAUGAUAAAUUUGUCGCUUGUACCGUUAGCUAAAUCAUUAAACUUUUAAAAGUAUUUGUUUACCCGUUUUUAUGUUAAGAUAAUAGUUUUAUCUCAACAUUUCAGUUGGAAAUCUUAUGUCCACUGUUAAACUACCACCGAUUAUCAGGUUGCUUCUUUAGCGCUCUGCGUUUUAAUGUGAAAUUCUCCUAAUGUUACCAGAACGUUUCUAGUUGAGUGGAAAAAGGUCUCCACUCAACAAAUCUUUGUGAAUUGUCUUUAAAUUUAGUAUAUACCGAGGUGUCUACGUAAAUGAGAAUAUAAUCAAGUUAAUUUAAAAAAAGUUUAGAUUACUCUGUUUUAAGCCUCCACUUAACGCCGUGUCAGUUUUAUUUUGACUAAUGCUCAUGGUAAAAACUUUAUAAUAUCUAGGGAUCGUAUAUAAUCCACAUUAAACAAGGGAUUUCAAACGUUGGCCCUCUGAAAGAAUGUGUUUGUGCUGCACUAGAUAUCUGAUCCUGCAUGAAUUACUACAUCAAUUCAGCAGAAUGGAUUAAGGAGAAGAUCGGCCCCUGUAGCUGGUACGCAACAUGAACAGCAGUGGUCCAGCGUAUCCUCUGGCCUCUUUGUAUGUUGGGGACCUGCACCCUGAUGUUACAGAAGCCAUGCUAUAUCAGAAGUUUUCUCCCGCUGGACCCAUCAUGUCAAUCCGCGUGUGCCGGGACAUCAUAACCCGGAGAUCCCUUGGAUACGCCUACAUAAACUUCCAGCAGCCAGCUGACGCGGAGUGUGCCCUAGAUACGAUGAACUAUGACGUCAUUAAGGGUCGACCCAUUCGGAUAAUGUGGUCUCAGCGUGACCCAGGUCUCAGGAAGUCUGGUGUGGGAAACAUCUUUAUCAAGAACAUGGAUGAGUCCAUUGACAACAAGGCGCUGUAUGAUACCUUCUCUGCCUUUGGCAAUAUUUUAUCCUGCAAGGUUGUCUGUGAUGAGAAAGGAUCAAAAGGCUAUGGCUUUGUUCACUUUGAGACUCAGGAAGCUGCAAAUCGGGCCAUUGAAACAAUGAAUGGGAUGCUUCUGAAUGACAGAAAAGUGUUUGUUGGCCACUUCAAGUCUCGCAAGGAAAGGGAAGUUGAGUUUGGCUCCAAAGCUAUGAAGUUUACCAAUGUCUACAUCAAGAACUUUGGAGACGACUUCACUGACGAGAACCUGAAGGAGGUUUUUUCUGCUUUUGGGAGGACCCUCAGUGUGCGUGUGAUGAAGGAUGAGAAAGGACAAUCCCGAGGGUUUGGAUUUGUCAAUUAUGCUCACCAUGAGGAUGCUCAGAAGGCUGUGGAUGAAAUGAAUGGAAAGGAGCUUAAUGGGAAGACCAUUUACGUAGGUCGCGCUCAGAAGCGUAUGGAGCGCCAGGGGGAGCUGAAGCGCAAGUUUGACCAGAUCAAACAGGAUCGCAUCCAACGCUAUCAGGGGGUGAAUCUGUAUGUGAAGAACUUGGAUGAUAGCAUAAAUGAUGAUAGACUCCGGAAGGAAUUUUCUCCUUAUGGUACAAUCACAAGUGCUAAGGUGAUGACUGAAGGUGGCCAAAGCAAGGGCUUUGGCUUCGUCUGCUUCUCUUCUCCAGAGGAAGCAACCAAAGCAGUGACUGAAAUGAACGGGAGAAUUGUUGCAACCAAGCCGCUGUAUGUUGCGCUGGCGCAAAGGAGGGAGGAGCGUAAAGCUAUUCUAACUAACAAGUACAUGCAGAGACUCGCUACCCUGAGGACCAUGAGCAACCCAGUCAUCGACUCGUACCCUCAGUCAGGAUACUACAUGACCGUACCACAGCCUCCCACUCGCUCUUUCUACAACCACAGUGCUGUCAGCAACCUGAGACCAGUCCCUCGUUGGAUGGGGCAGCCGCCCAGAGCCCAGGGACCUUACUCAGCCCAGUAUAUAGGGAGUCCUCUUCCUCGUCGUGGUUCACCAACCAUCACUACAGUCCGACAAGCUUCCACUCAGGCUCCACGCAUCAUAACCUCCUCACAAAAGACGAAUAACAUAGGGACGCAGACUGGAGGAGUGCCCAGAGGAAAUCAGUACAAGUAUUCGUCUGGAGUGAGGAACCCUCUGCAUGUCGUUACGGUUCCUGCUCCCAUGACGAGACCACAGGUUGCUCCUGCGCCUGUGGCUGAACCAGUCGUUCACAUUCCAGGCCCAGAGCCUCUGACCGCUUCAAUGCUGGCUGCAGCUCCACUCCUGGAUCAGAAACAACUCCUUGGGGAGCGACUGUAUCCACUGAUUCACGCCCUUCACCCAACCCUGGCAGGAAAAAUUACAGGGAUGCUGCUAGAGAUCGACAAUUCAGAGCUGCUGCACAUGCUGGAGUCACCGGAGUCCCUGAACUCUAAGGUGAAAGAGGCAAUCGCUGUCUUGCAGGCUCACAAGGCAAAAGAGUGUUCUCCAAAAAAGUAAAACAAUUUAAGGUGUGAACAUUGUUCUAGAAGAGAAAAAAGGUUCUAAGUAUAAAUUUUGGGAAAAAGAGCAAAAAUAAAACUCGACAUGUUUAGAACGAUAGUGAAAUAUUUCUGAAGUUCAAGCUAUUUUGUUGUUGCAGUGACUUUUGUUAGAAGAUAAAAUUUCCAGAAUAUGCAUUAAA